AUGGCUUCCGGAACAUAUCUCAACUGGCCGGCUGCCAAAGUGCGCCAGGAGUUCUUCAACUACUUCCAGUCCAAGGACCACACAUUCGUACCCUCCUCAUCCACCAUUCCUUAUGACGACCCUACGCUGCUCUUCGCGAAUGCGGGCAUGAAUCAGUACAAAUCCAUCUUCCUUGGCACUGUGGAUCCCCAGUCCGAGCUUGCGAGAUUGAAGCGUGCCUUCAACAGUCAGAAGUGUAUUCGCGCAGGGGGAAAGCACAAUGAUCUGGACGACGUUGGCAAGGACUCGUAUCACCAUACGUUCUUCGAGAUGCUGGGCAACUGGUCCUUCGGGGAUUACUUCAAGGUAUCUCUUGACGGGAUCUACAAGUUGCCCAAGGACCAGCUGUAUGUCACGUACUUCGAAGGUGACCCCAAGAAUGGUCUGGCACCCGACACUGAGGCGCGUCAGUAUUGGCUCGAUGAAGGCGUGGCAGAGGAUCACAUUCUCCCGGGGAAUGCAAAGGAUAACUUCUGGGAAAUGGGCGCCACUGGUCCGUGUGGGCCGUGUAGUGAGAUUCAUUUUGAUCGCAUUGGGGGCCGUAACGCUGCGCAUUUGGUCAACCAAGACGACCCAGAUGUGCUCGAGAUCUGGAACAACGUCUUCAUUCAAUUCAAUCGCGAGGAGGAUGCCUCGCUAAGGUCGCUCCCUUCCAAGCACGUCGACACCGGUAUGGGCUUCGAACGGCUCGUCUCCGUCAUUCAAAACAAGCGCUCCAACUACGACACUGAUGUUUUCUCGCCGAUCUUUGCGAAGAUCCAGGAGUUGACGGGCGUGCGCCCAUAUCAGGGCAAAUUUGGUGAUGAGGAUGAGGAGGGCAUUGACACGGCGUACCGGGUUGUCGCGGACCACGUCAGGACGCUUACAUUUGCACUCAGCGACGGUGGCGUUCCCAAUAACAUCGGCCGCGGCUACGUCCUUAGGAGAAUCCUCCGAAGAGGCUGUCGGUACGCCCGCAAGAAGCUUGGCGUGCAGAUUGGUUCCUUCUUCUCGUCGUUGAUGCCCGCUGUUGUUGAGCAACUCGAGAUUCUGGAUGAGGAAGAGGAGUCGUUCUCGCGUACUCUGGAUCGGGGAGAGAAGAUGUUUGAUACUGGUCUGAAGCAACUCUCGGGCCGGGAUGUAUGGCGGUUGUAUGACACGUAUGGCUUCCCCGUCGACCUCACGCGCCUGAUGGCGGAGGAGCUUGGUCUGGACAUCAACAACGAGGAGUUUGAGGCGGCACAAGCGCACUCGAAGGAGGCGAGCAAAGCCAAUCAGAAGAAAGGCGACAAGGACACCGUGAAACUUGACGUUCACGACAUCGCCAACCUGGAGAAGACACUCAGCAUCCCCAAGACCGACGACACUGCAAAGUAUCAGCUCGGCAAUAUCACUGCUCGCGUCCUGUCAAUAUACUCAAACAAGACCAUCGUCGACUCGACCGCAUCAAUACCUGAAGACACCAACUUCGGCAUCCUCCUCGACAGGACCAGCUUCUACGCGGAAUCCGGUGGACAGGAGUAUGACACUGGUAGCAUCGUCAUCGACGGCGUGGCAGAGUUUGAAGUGUCGAACGUGCAGGUCUUCAGUGGCUAUGUCUUGCACAUCGGCCACAUGAAGUAUGGGACACUCAAGCUUGGCGACGAAGUCGUCUCUAGCUAUGAUGAGCUCCGACGUUGGCCCCUGCGAAAUAACCACACCGCAACGCACAUCCUCAACUACUGCCUUCGUGAGGUUCUGGGUUCCUUGGUCGCACCCACCAAGCUCCGCUUCGACUUCUCGCACAAGGCACAGAUCGCGCCAACGGAACUGUCCAAGAUCGAGUCCAUGGGCAAGGACUGGAUCACCCGGAACGUCAAGGUGUUCAGCAAAGAGGUUGCCUUGAAGACAGCGCAAGAGAUCUCCGGCCUGCGCGCUGUCUUCGGCGAGUCGUACCCCGACCCCGUACGGGUGGAGAUGACGAGCGACCUGCACAGCCCGAAGUGGCGGUCUACGAGCGUCGAGCUGUGCGGCGGAACACUUCGUGUGACAGAAGAGUCGGGUAUUGCCAAGGGCAUCCGGCGUAUCACUGCAGUCACCGGGCACGAGGCUGCAGAAGCUCGAAGGGUCGCAGACGCCAUGACCGCGAGAAAGGACGCUGGUUUGAAGAGCUUCACUUUGGAGCUUGGCCAGGCUGACAUCUCCGUUCUCCGGAAAGCUGAGCUCCGGGAUCGUCUGGCAACGGUGCGCAAGGCGUUCGACAAGGAGACAAAGGAGAAGGAGGCCAAGGCUAACAAGGCCGCUAAGGAUGCCGUCCAGGAGUACUUCCAGAACAACAAGGACUCGGAGGCUUACAUCGCGAUCGUUGACAACGCGAAGGUCUUGUCCAACAUUGUUCACGAAGGCAGGAAGCUUGGCAAGACGAUCUAUGUGAUGAGUCCCGAUCCGUCGAGUGGGAAGGUUGCGCACGUCAACUUCGUGUCUGAGGCGGCCAAAGCGAAGGGCCUCGAUGCUCACCAGUGGGCUGCUACCGUGACGGAGCUUAUUGGGGGCAAGGCCGGAGGAAAGGCGGAUAGCGCGCAAGGUUCCGGUGUCAACGUUGAUAAGACUGAGGAUGCGCUCGAGGCUGCUCGGAACUAUUUCGUAAAACAGACGGGAUUGACGGUAUAA
Molecule: messenger RNA, 2667 nt
Organism: Fomitopsis serialis
Lineage: Eukaryota; Fungi; Basidiomycota; Agaricomycetes; Polyporales; Fomitopsidaceae
Product: tRNA synthetases class II (A)-domain-containing protein
Exons: 17
Coding region: 1-2667 (888 amino acids)
Biological process (GO): alanyl-tRNA aminoacylation; tRNA modification
Cellular component (GO): mitochondrion; cytoplasm
Molecular function (GO): amino acid binding; aminoacyl-tRNA deacylase activity; nucleic acid binding
Source: RefSeq, a predicted model, not a curated record